AUGUCCAAAUCACUUCAAGGGAAAACGGCCAUCGUCACAGGCGGGUCUCGGGGCAUUGGCGCGGGCAUCGCCGUCGAGCUUGCAAGCAGGGGUGCCAAUGUACUCAUCACGUACCAGAGCGCCAGGACACAAGCCGAAGAAGUGGCGGCAAAGAUUCGCAGCCACGGCAGCGAAGCACUAAUCGUUCAAGCUGGAGGCAGUGACAAGACUGGGCCGACACGCAUCGUCGAUGCAGCCGUGAACAAGUGGACCAAAAUCGAUAUUGUCAUCAACAACGCGGGAGCAGGUGAUGACUGCUUGCUGAAGGAUAUGACAUAUGACUUGUGGGACAAACUCCUCAACUGCAAUGUCCGAUUCGCCACUUUCUUGGUGAAAGAAUGCAUGCCUCAUUUCGGCCCAGCACCCCGCAUUGUCAACAUAUCGAGCGUCAUGGCUCGUAUGGGCAGCGCAUACGGAACCGCGUAUACAGCAUCCAAGGCCGCCUUGGAAGGAGUAACCAAGGUCUGGGCCGUGGAACUCGGGCAGGACUACAACGCGACUGUCAAUUGCGUAAACCCCGGCCCCGUGGGCACAGACAUGUGGCUUCGAGACACAGGUGCUGAUGUCCUGGCUGAGUGGGAUGUCAAGAUGAAGGAGACCCCGGCAGCGGCCAGAAUCGGAACUGUGGAUGACAUUGCGCAGAUCGUUGGGUUCUUGUCCGAGGAGGCAAGCAGAUGGUCGACGGGCAGCACGGCCGAUUUCAAUCUGCUUCGCCAGCAACACCCGACCGCAUCGUUUGCGACUGCCCGUCCAGGUUCCAUGCCUCGGUAUUGCAGAACCCGUACGUUCACUGUGUCGCACCCUCCGCCCUACAAAGCUAGGGCUCCUGUCAGACGGACCAAAACAUACACGGGUUGUUGGACAUGUCGCGACCGCGGCACCAAGUGCGAUGAGCAGCGACCCGAGUGCCGCAAAUGCCUAGACGCCGAGAUCCACUGUGAAGGAUACAGUGUGAGGCUGGUUUGGGAAGACGAGCAGAAUAGCGGUCACCGUGUUCAACGACGAACGCUUAUACCAAGGCAAGACCCUGGGCAUUCAUCUCUCACCGUGGACGAGCUCAGCUCUGCGUUGGCUGAGAUCGACUCGGCCGACAUCAAGCCGAACAUCGCUUUUGCAGCAAGCCGUGGGCCAUUCUCCGUUUUCCAAUUCUCGCAAUCAUGGUCACCCAGCCAUGAACCCUCUCUUCCCCAGCGAGUUGGUCAGAUUAAUAGUCUGAUAGCAAAGGACACUGCCACGACUAACCCCGCAGAAGGGAGUCAACAAAGCCAUGUUUAUGCGUCUGCAGCCUCAAUCGUGUCCGCCUCACCGAGAAUCGUUUCCAGUCUUGACGGAAGUGAAGAAGACAACAAUGAGCACUCAUGCAUGGCUGAGGCCAACCUUGCCGAAUAUGAGCAUCCUGAUGCGGCAAUGGCCAUGAUAUCCAUCAAACAGAAAGUUCAACCACAUAUCACGACUUAUAUAUCAUCCGCCUCACCAGACGAGCGUACGCUUUUGCACUAUUGGAUCACUGAACUAAGCGAAAUGAUGCUACCAACGCCACGCCAGGAUAACCCCUUUCGCACGAUAUUUAUUCCCCUGGCGCUUGCAGCAUCGGACUCGAGCAGGAGUUCUUCUGCCAAUGUAGCCUUGCUACACGCGAUAUAUGCCGUCUCUGCCUUCAAUCGGGCUCGAAUUCCAGCUUCUCCUGGAUAUGUGGAGGCACUGGGUACCAAACAUCAUGAAAUCAGUCUCCGUCAUCUGUGGAUGGCUUUAUCGCAGAACGAAGCCGAAGCCGACUCGUCGCACCGGGAAGCUAUUCUAGCCACCAUCAUUACCAUGUCAUCCAUUGAGGUCAUGAUAGGGGCCUCUGCAACCUGGCGUACCCAUCUGGCCGGUGGAAGGUCUUGGUUACGUUCGACCAUAGCAAGCAAUGCCACCCAGAGUGAAUGUUUCUGGACGUUGUGCCAAAUUUUCAUUUUAUCCUUGAACCGCUUGAGACUCGCAACUGUCCCCUUACAAAAACCAUACUGGAUAAGCAUUAUUGCUUGGAGGAGCUCUUCGGAAUUACGAAAUCGACGUUGGAGGCGAUCAUGA
This is a messenger RNA of Exophiala oligosperma, 2112 nucleotides long. RefSeq lists its product as uncharacterized. Gene Ontology annotation, molecular function: oxidoreductase activity; DNA-binding transcription factor activity, RNA polymerase II-specific; zinc ion binding. The record is from RefSeq and is a predicted model, not a curated record. The transcript has 3 exons. Gene Ontology annotation, biological process: regulation of DNA-templated transcription. Bases 1 to 2112 code for a protein of 703 amino acids. Lineage: Eukaryota; Fungi; Ascomycota; Eurotiomycetes; Chaetothyriales; Herpotrichiellaceae.